This is a messenger RNA of Diprion similis, 3468 nucleotides long. Its product is annotated as ubiquitin carboxyl-terminal hydrolase 3-like. Gene Ontology annotation, biological process: protein deubiquitination. Gene Ontology annotation, molecular function: cysteine-type deubiquitinase activity; zinc ion binding. The transcript is spliced from 6 exons. The record is from RefSeq and is a predicted model, not a curated record. Gene Ontology annotation, cellular component: cytoplasm. The coding region runs from base 654 to 2243 and encodes 529 amino acids. Lineage: Eukaryota; Metazoa; Arthropoda; Insecta; Hymenoptera; Diprionidae.
AAUUUUCGCAGUCGAUCGACAUGUAAUCCCCGUCCUCGAGCAGUUUGGCAAAGUUGAAAAGAAUGUAGCUGAAACGUAACGUAUUCAUUCGAGGCAAAAAGUCCGCAGUCGAGAACGAACGCUGUUCUUUCAAUUUGCUAUUAGCCUUUCCACGAAGCGUGAGGAGCUCGAGUGCCGUCGAGGCCGGAGGCGCGUUGUCAGAAUCCAGUCACUUGCCCGGAGUUUCGACUGCUCGAGUUCGCGUGCGCAUUGAGGUGUAGAAAAGUUUCGGCGAAGGUUUCGGAAGAGGAGGAUCCGUGUGGGUCAGGGGUGACGGUUUUCGCAUCGAGGCCGAGGCGCCGACGGAUUGAAGGGGAUUGAAGGGGACCGAAAGACCCGCAAUAUCGGCGUAUCGGUGCGCCAGACGCCAUAAGUCCAUAACCUAACCCUAACCUAGAUUAGAAGCAGACGCACGCCUGCGGAAUAUCGCUGGGCAGUGGACCAAUCCAGUCAGUCCGUCGCCGCUGCGCGUUGAGCUCACAUAUUUCGGUCGCGGACGACGGACCUAGCUAUGUGACGAAAGUUGGGAGAUAUCAGUGUAUCUCUGAACGCAGCAAGGCCUUUCAGCGAGGGGGAAAGGUCCGAGGAAAGGCAACAAACAAACCCCGUGUAUAAUGGAGUGUCCGCACCUUGCCCAAAGCGUCCGAUUUGACGCCAACAUCGAGGCGAACUGUACAAAGGAUCUGCCAUUCCUCUGCGCAGUGUGUGGCACUGAAAAAAGUGCUUGGCUCUGUCUGCACUGCGGAGCUGUGCAUUGCGGAAGAUACGUAGGGGGCCACGCUAUCCAACACCACGAGCAAAAUACUCAGCACUGUGUGUGCAUAGACUGUGAGAACCUAGCAGUAUUCUGUUACUCAUGUGAUGAGUACGUAGUAAACGACACACUUAAUGGUCAAAUAGAAAAAAUACGAAGAAAUGCUUUUCACAAAAGUGGACACAAGGACAGCGAGGAUACCUGGAACAAAUCACCACGAGAAAAUGGAACGGAUUCAGACGCUUUGUGGAAGGCGGAAGUUGUUGUGAGAAAUCUGAGACCUCGAACGCGAAAGAGGUCGCAUUCGCUCGACGGUUCCAGUGUAGAGAACAGACCUGUAGCAAAAAGAAAAGGCUCAAAAGCAACCAAAGAAAAGAAAGUUGUAGGGCUCAGAAAUUUAGGAAAUACUUGUUUCAUGAACGUUGUAUUGCAGUCCUUCAACAACAUAAGCCAUUUUUGUGAAUAUCUAACGCAAAUGCCCAGCCUGGAGGGAGUCGCCUUCAAUGAAAACCAGACGCAUAGAGGGCGUAUCGUUGCCCCAGGAAGGGCUCGAGAACUUAGCGACGCUUUGUUGGCCGAAGAGCUAAGGAAAGUUCUCCUAAGCUUAAGUUUGGGUGGAUCGAACGGUCAGGCAAUUUCGCCAGAAUGCCUAUUUCUGGUUAUUUGGAAAGUGGUACCACGUUUUAGGGGCUACCAACAACAGGAUGCACAUGAAUUUCUUACAUACAUGUUGGACCGACUGCACACAGAACUAUUACAGCUUUUGCCUCGACUAGGGCAUGAGCCUUUAGGUCUUAGAGGAAAACAAAGUAUAGUAACUGCAGUAUUUGGUGGAACACUUUUAAGCGUGGUACACUGUAUGAACUGUCGUACGGAUUCAAAAACUCACGAACCAUUCCAAGAUCUUUCCCUGGACAUACCGGACAGAUUUCACAGGCGAACGAAGGAACAAGAAGAGACGUGCUCUCUUACGUACAGCCUCGCCAGAUUUUUCAAAGUCGAAGAGCUAGCGGACAGCGAACUCUAUUUCUGUGACAACUGUAUGGGAAAACAGCGAUCCACCAAAAGGUUCUGGGUCCACAGGCUGCCCAACGUGCUGUGCCUUCACAUCAAACGAUUCAGAUGGUGUAAUUCUCAACGUUCGAAGCUCGAUACUCAAGUAGAAUUUCCGAUGGAGUCUUUAGAUAUGUCUGAGUUCAUUGUUCGUGGUGUCUCUGGAACGAGAGUGAGCGCUCAAGGUAGUCAUCUUUACGACUUGGCUGCCGUCAUAGUGCACCAUGGUUCAGGCGCCGGCACAGGACACUACACAGCGUUUGCCGUCCAUGACGGACAGUGGUUCCAUUUCAACGACAGUUCUGUGAGGCCAACGAGUGCGGAAGCUGUUGCUAAAUGCAAGCCUUACAUUCUGUUCUACGUGCGGAAAGAAUUCUCGAUCCCACCUCCUUUGUGACGUUGUUUCCCUCGGCCUCACCUUCGACCUUAUCCUUACCCUCACCCUAAUUCUCGACCAAGAUCUGGUCAUCGUCCUUAUCUCAUCGUACUUGACAACGAUGCGAAGCAAAACUGCUCAGGCCUUUUUAUUUUCAAGUGGUACCUAGGUGAAAUGGAUCAUUUGAAAUAGAAGUAGUGGGAAUAGUAAAUAGAUUGUAAUAUUAGUUGUGUUGUUCGUUUCACACUGAAAAGAAACAUAAAUUAUUUCAUCGCUUUGCCAGAAGCGUCGUCGAACUUAAAAUAACUAAACUUGUAGAUUGUAUGCCUCUUCACCGUUUCAUCCCGUUCUUACUCUUUGACCCCCGUAUAAAAACGAUCAAGUCGCGUUACAAAUUAUGCCGUUAUCCAUUUUAGUUUCGUAGAUAGGCAAGCAAAUACUAUAUUUUUCUAGCUGCCGACGAUAUAAUAAAAGAGUUGCCAAUUAUUUAAGUGACGGUAAUUCAAUGUGAUAUAGAAAAAUGAAGGCAUUAAACGUAUUAGGUGGUCGUAGAAUUAUAUGUAUGUGGGUGCUGUAAAAGAAAAAGAGAAAUAACCAACCUUCUGAUCACGGAAUCAUUGUUAUAGCCGCGUAUAGGUUUGCAAAAGUUGAAAGUUCCUCCUUGUUUUUUUUAGUAAAGUUCUGGAUCUCAUACAACGAUUAAUAAAUCUUGUUUGUUUCCACUUUUUGCCCGGUUCACGUAUUUUGGGAAUGAACUUAAAAGUUCCGAUUAAUCGAGGAAUAACCGAAAUCGUGUCUUGGUCCUCGAAUACUUGGGCCAAACGUAACGCACUCUUAUUUUUAGCUGAAUAUUAAAGUGAAUUUGAAAAGAGAAAAUCAUGUGAAUUGUGAAUUGCUUAAUCGGUUGUGUGAAACUUUGAGCCAGCAGUCUUGCAUUGAAACGGCUAUAUUCGCCCCCCUACCCCCCCGCCCCUUACCCUCCUUCCAAUCCCCGAACACUCGAAAACUCUUAUGUGAUUAUUUAAAGACUUAUUUUUUCUAUAAUAAUAAUUGAUAAGUUAAAAUGUAAUAAAAAAGAACGUUUUAUUAAGGCGAUAACCGAUAAUUAACAAAAAUCAUUCUUAAUCGUACAUAUAAAUUUACGCGAACGGACAAAGUUAAAAUGUAUUAACAACGAGAGACUAAUGUACGAACGAUCAACAAGUAAUAAUUAUAGAAAUAAAAGAACAAAAUCGUGAACCAUUAA